AUGGCAAUACCUUUUAAAGAAUUAAAAAAAAUGUUCUGGGUAUUUUCAAUUGAUUAUUAUAGCUUAAAACUUGUGAGAUAUUUAGUAUAUAUUUAAACAUCACAUUUAUUUAAUAAUUUUAAUUCUAUAUGAUAUAAAACUCAAUUAUCCAUAAACAAAAAACUAAGAAUGAGAAUGAAUCUGAAAAGCGGAUUAAAGGUAUUUUAGAUCUAGAAGUUUAUGAGAAAUUACAAAGCCUUAAUAGUAUUCAGUCAUAAAAAUUUCCUAAUGUAAAAAAAGAGUUAAAUAUUGGAUGCAUUAUAUAUAAUUUUCCUAUUAGACCUUAGGAUUAUAAGCACAUUUAUGAUUCAAAAUAAAUACCAUCUAAACUUUAAACAAUAUAAUAUGAUAAUUUUAGCUCUUUUGACAAUGCAAAAUUAUAACUGCAAGCCUCUUUUGAUUAAAAUAAUUAAUCUAUCACUAACAAUUCUUAAGCAGUUAAAUCAAGUAAUAAAAGAUUCUCAAUCACUCAAUCAAUAUCCUAAAUUCAAAAAUAAAUCUAAAUUAUUAAUAAUAAAAAUAAUAGGCUCUUCUAAACUAGUUUAAGAUAAGAAUAAUAAAUUGCACUAUUACCUUCAUUUUAUUUAAGAAAAAAAGGUAUAAUAUUAUUUAUUAUAGUAAGUUAAAGUAUGAGUAAACACUAAUCUCAACAUUUAGAUUUUAAGUAAGUUGAACCAACUAGAAGAGGCAAAUCUGUAUCUCAAAUUGUUUCAUAUGCUUCUAGGCCUUAAACUAGUAUCUUAAGUAAAGAAAACAGGUAUAUAAUUUAAUGA
This is a messenger RNA of Paramecium sonneborni, 812 nucleotides long. NCBI's taxonomy places the organism in Eukaryota, Ciliophora, Oligohymenophorea, Peniculida, Parameciidae. The record is from the annotation of a GenBank genome assembly.